UUCAUCAGCACAUCAGAGAGACACAGAGACAAGAAAUCACCAGAUAACGCUGACACUUUCAUCUAACAGAGCAAAGAUGCAGUGGAGUCUGUUUCUGCUCAUUCUGAUGGGUCAGUGCUCUGUCUUCACAUGCUCUAUGCUCUAUGAGUACCACUUUAUUAAUGAAACAAAGACCUGGGAUGAAGCCCGGUCGUACUGCAGAGAGAAUUAUACAGACCUGGCCACAGUGUAUGACAUGGCAGACAUGAAGAGACUCACUGACUCACUGGCUAAGAAAGAAAAAAAAGAAGCCUGGAUUGGACUGUACAACAAAAAUGAUUCCAACAAGGCAUGGCACUGGUCUCUGCCUGGGGUGGAGUACAAUGAGACAAACUGGGCUGAGGGAGAGCCAAAUGAUGUGGAUGGAAACACAAACUGUGUACUGAUGACCAAAGAUUACAAAAGGAAUAAUGUUGCCUGCUCUGGCAGCUAUAAAUUUGUCUGCUACAAUGAAAAGGAAUUAGGAGAAAAAUUCUAUUUCAUUAAUAUGACACUGAGUUGGCCAAAGGCUCAGAAAUACUGCAGAGAAAAUCACACAGACCUGGUCAGUGGACUCCAUCAGCUAAAUGACAGCGAGCUCAAGAAUUUGAUACAGCCUGAUGCUAAGCUGUGGAUCGGCCUCUUCAGAAACAAUUGGAUGUGGUCAGAUGGGAGCAAUUCCUCUUUCAGAUACUGGGAUCCAGAGUUAUUUAACGAUGAGGAACAUGAGAGAUGUGCUGUGUUGAGUGAAACAGGAAAAUGGUGCGCUGACAAAUGUGGUGAAAAAAAACCCUUCUUCUGUUAUAAAGAUAAAGUGAUCCUGAUCAAUGAGAGCAAGACCUGGCAGCAGGCCCUGAAUUUCUGCAGAAAGCACCACCAUGACCUGGUCUCCAUCACUAACCUUCACCAGCAGAGAUGGGUCCAAGAGAGAGCCAAGAAAGCCAACACAGACCACAUCUGGCUGGGACUUCGCUACAGCUGCAGUCUGGAUUUGUGGUUCUGGGUCAGUGAUGAGUUUGUCUGCUAUGACCACUGGGACCCAAAACAAGAUCCUGACAAAUGUUACCAAUCUGCAGCCAUGAUGAAAAGAGGACCACAUCACUGGCUCCAAAAGGCCGAUACUGAGGAGUUUAAUUUCAUCUGUACUUUGCAGUAAAAUGUAAAACCUCCUGAACACAGCAGUGACAGACUUCAUAUUUCUGGUGUGUUUUUCUCACCUGCAACAUGCUUACACUUCAGUAACAGUGACCAGUACGUAGUCUUCUCCCUGGGUUUAUUCAAGGGUAGUGUGGCAAAUAUAGAAAUCACAAACCUGACAGGAGAGAAACAGAAUUACUAACACACUGAUUAACUAGAUAAGAAGGAAAUCUUUGCUGUUUUGCUUCUUACAUCAUCUACUUUUUGGUUAAUAUCUGGUGAUGGUUAGAAUAUGCAAAUCACUCUUUUGUCAAAUUACAUUUUUGGGAAUUUUAAGUCAG
Toxotes jaculatrix (banded archerfish) is the source of this 1496-nucleotide messenger RNA. Its product is annotated as C-type mannose receptor 2-like. The record is from RefSeq and is a predicted model, not a curated record. The coding region runs from base 77 to 1174 and encodes 365 amino acids. Lineage: Eukaryota; Metazoa; Chordata; Actinopteri; Toxotidae. The transcript has 5 exons.